Messenger RNA from Physeter macrocephalus (sperm whale), 5909 nucleotides. It is a transcript of the gene IAH1, whose product is annotated as isoamyl acetate hydrolyzing esterase 1 (putative). The coding region runs from base 5273 to 5683 and encodes 136 amino acids. The record is from RefSeq and is a predicted model, not a curated record. The transcript is spliced from 6 exons. NCBI's taxonomy places the organism in Eukaryota, Metazoa, Chordata, Mammalia, Artiodactyla, Physeteridae. Gene Ontology annotation, molecular function: hydrolase activity, acting on ester bonds.
GAAGCUCUCUGCUCUGGCCUCGGGUGUUGCUCUUCGGCGACUCCAUCACCCAGCGGGAACAGUGCUCUGUGUCCCACGCGGAGCUUCCUGGGGCGUCACCUUGCACAGAUCACGGCGGCGCCGGAAACACUUCCUGAAGUUUCGUACCUCCCAUUCCAUGCGGAAAACACUCUCAACCCCCGUGCUUCCUCUGAUGGAACAUCUCGCCGCUGUCUUGAAUGAGAUGCCGCCAAGUGAUACCGACCAGGGUUCUUGGCCUUCCCAAUCAGUAGAAAUGGAUAAGAGGCCGGGCCAGAAAUUCAGGCAGGGCUUGACUGGGGCUCCUGGAGCGAAAACAAGUAACAGGUUCCCUUGCUCGCUACCCGCCGCCUAAGAGGGGCCGAGCGGAGGGGGGGCGAGCUCGUCCCUUACAUGGAGUGAGGGUAGGGGUGUGUCCAGGGGUCGGGCGGAGGGGCGGCUGAGGUGUUUCGCCCACCCCCUGGCGGUGUUGAGCGCAGGGGGCACGCGCAGGACCCUGCUUUGGCUCCCGACAGACACCCUGCUUUGGCUCUUCAGAAGUGGUAGUUGGGGUUUUUGGCCUUUUUUGUGUCUUGUCCAUAAUUUGCCCCAGCUGCGCAGGGACGCAGUUAUUUUUAGUCCCUUAGCGUUUCUUUGUAUUCUGUUGCUGAAGGAGGAGAUGUAGGUCCAGGGGCAAGCGCUGCAGCUGAGGGCCCCAGGUCCCAGAUCACCUUUUCACCCAAGAUUACUUCAACUUUCAUCCAAGGAAAAAUAGGUGUUCUUACUUCAGGGAGGGAGUACAUUUUAAAAAUUACCUUCCCGUGGUGUUUUUCGUUUUGUUUUGUUUUAUCUUCUUCUUACAUUCAGACGUGACUUCCUAAACCAGUUUUCUGUGUGUAUGCCAAUAAUUGGUAACAUUAUUUUUAGGCAUCUAGGGCAGUAAGGACUCUCCAAGUUCAAUGGGAAUGUAUAUCAAAAAAUAAUCACCCUGAGUUCUGUAAUUAAUUUCUUUAUUCUUUCAGCUAUGAAGAGGUAGUGUGUGGAUUUCACUUCCUAACAACAUACAGUUGAUUUCAUCUCUUGUACCUAGAUUUAAGCAGCUUUUCUAGAUAACAGUGAGUCUAAUAUAGGUCUCAGUAAAAUGCAGGUGAUUGGCUCAAGUCCAAUUGACAGGGAAGAAAACUACCUCUUGCUUCCAGAGUGCUGCGGAGGCGUACGGCAUAGUGAUCCCUAAAACGACCUCAGAGCACAGCAGAUGGUGAAGGCCAAGAAGUCGGGGAGUGCAAAGAGAAAACAAGAGGGGAGGUGCUGAGCAAUAUGUCCUAAUUACAUUGAUAAAGAGUAAUGGCUUUUCUUUCUUCAGUUUUCUUUCCAGCAGGGUGGAUGGGGAGCGUCACUGGCUGACAAGCUGGUCAGGUGAGAAUAGUUUCUAGAUUCCUCCUUGAGUGUUUAUUGAUGGAGAAGAGAGUGAAUGAUGCAGUUUGAAACAGUAAGUUCCUCCUUUUUUUUGUCUUUGCAGGCCUUUCCUAGUUAGUGUAUAUAAGGGGUUGGGGGAGAGAAGGGCAGCACUCAGGUUCAGUUAAAACUUUGCCACCUCAUGAAACCAAACCCUAAAAGUUGUAAAAUAUAUUAGGGGCUUGGAUCCAAAAAUACAGCUAUUCACUACCUAAACAAGACAAGUUCUUUUUCAGUUAUGGUGGGUACGAUUUAAAUAAUUAGCAAGGAGUUCAACUGAAAGGAUACAAAAUAUAUUCUAAAACCAAAGUUGGAUUCAUUUUUGGAUAGAGAUUUUCCCCCCAGAUUCUCUUUAUAAAAGAUAUCAGAUAUAUAAAAUAAAUAAUAAAAGAUAUCAGAUAUAUAAAAAAUAUUUUAAAGUAUAUCAGAUUAAUAAAAAGUGAUGAUUUUGGUAUUCCAUUUGCUAAAUGGAAAUCAUUAAAAGGGAAACAGUGUUCCAGUUCAGGUGCCAGAGACUUUAAAAUACUUCAUGUUUACUGUCUCAUUUAAUUUCUACAACUGCCCAGUAAUACAACGAUUUAUCAUCCUCCUAUCCAUCUUAUAGCUGAGAAAAAUAAGGUGGAGAGAGGUAGAUAACAGUCACACCACUAAGAAGUGUCAGGUGGCCUGGCCCCAGAGCCCAGGAUCCUCCGGCCCUGGGGAUGACAGGGGCCCUGCUCUCCUGUCGGAGGGUGGGUCAGCUGCUGUGCGCUGCUUAGCCCGUGAGAAGUGCUCGAUAAGUACUGGCUCUUUUUUUUUUUAAAUAAUUCAGUACCUGUUUAAUUAGUCCAUUAACCUUUUCUGAUCAAAUAGAAGAUACGGAAAAGCUAAAUAAUUAUUCAAAUGGCCUGAAAAACUGCAGGCAUUGCAAAUGUUUCUCCAGUACAUAAUAAUGUUAGUACUAAAAUCUUGUCAGAAUUGAUUGUUUACAGGUGUGAUUGCUAGAAGACCAUUUAAUUAGCACGUAGUUAUUUGAGAGUAAUUAUAGGAAAAGAUGAAGCUGUAGACAGUGUGUGGUCUGUUAGGCCUUAUCUGUGUCACUCUUACAAGCAUCUUGUGACAGCAGGCGCAGAACCGAGCGGCCACCGGGAGGCCUCAGCGGGGUGAGUCCGGCUCCCCUCUCCUGGGCUCACUGCCCUCGGCCAAGCCCGCGAGAGCCCGCUGUGAACCAGAGGGGCACCGCGGCCCGGGAGCUAGAACCCAGGCAGAGCGGGCUCCUCCCGUCCACCAGGCAGGCCCACGGGACAAAGCAGGAGGCCGUGGCGGGAGGGGUGCGCGGCACAGGGACCGCGGCUCCGGCCCAGCCUCCCUUUCUGUGCCGGUAGCGCCGCCCUUUGUCCCACACCGACCGCUGCCCUUCGGAGGAACGCGGUCUUAAGCCACGUUGACGCUUGGGGUGAAUCUUUUGCAGACCCAGACCCCCCAGUCUGCUUCAGCCACGUGCAAGGCCCAGAGCUGACUUGAUUCAGUGUUUUAAUUUCACCUGACUUCCAAGUUUGAAGGUUAUUAAGAGUCACCUUACUGUGACUGCCCUUCUGUACUGCCUACGUGGAUAGCAAUAAAUUUAAAAUAUGUAAUUGUGUCCCAUAGUGACGUCCUUAAGUUUUAGCUUUAAAUAAGAUCUUUGUAUACUCAGUACAAAAAGCAUUUUAACCAUUCUUAAAUCCACUUAAAUGCUUUUAAUUUACUGAUACAGUUUCAUCAAUCUUUUUUUAGCUUUACCCAAGUAUUUCUUUAACCAAAAAUACUUGGUUUGAAAGGUUAGAAAAAACUCACCUUUUUCAGUUUUUAAAAGCUUCUGCUGUUUGCUUUUAAAGAUAUGCUCUUGCCUGUUGUCAUUUAUAAAAACCUAACUUACAUUUUUUCUGGAAGGCAAUCAAUCUUACAGAGCCUGGAUGUUUUGGAAGGAAUCUUUUAGUUAAUUCCUAUCCCUUUCCCAACUUCAUCUGAACUUAAAUACCUGUUAUUAGCCAAGAAUUCGUGUAAAAACCUUUCUUAAUUUUCCAGUUUCUUCCAGCCUUUUGAAUAACUUGGGCACUAUUGAUUAUGUUAUUCGAUCCAGAGAAAUUCAGAUAUUCUUCCCCUUUCAGAAGGGAAACUGUAACAGUUCCAACCAUCGGCCUCACUAGCAGUUUUUUUGGUUCACGGCCUUAUAAUAAUGAUAUAUAUAUAUUUUUUUUUUUAAAUCUAUAAUGGCUGGCAUUUAUUGAGCUCCUUGUACGUAUCUGGCCACUACUUUACUUUUAAUCUUCACAUAUCCUAGCAGAUUGGGUAUCAGUGUUCAUCUCUCACAGCUGGGAAGACUGAGGCACGGAGAAAUUAAGUUGUCACGGCCUCCUUGCCAGUCGAGGGCGUCGAGAUCCAGGCCCCGGCUGCUCUGCGUCACUGACACAGCAUACAGGCCUCAGGGAGGGAGCUGUUCUGCCUCUUGCUUUUUAAAGUGCUGCCGUGCGUGACUGAACCACUGGAUGGAUGUAAGGCAGACCUGUCAAAGUUCUAGAGUGUUCCAUUUUAAAGCAUUCUAAGUGGAGGCUUUAAAAUGGCUAGUCAGCAUUUUGUAAUCAUUACAUACUAAAAACACAAGAACGGCACUUAGACAUAAAUGUGGCUGAAGUAUUCUCCUGCUCCCAAGGCUUGUAAACGCUGAGAGCUUUCCGGGCAGCGUCACACCAGAGUCCCUUCCUGCCGCUCUUUGGCCUCUGGUGCUUGGCCUUUGGCCUGCAGUUAUUUACUGGUGCCCUAGCUUCUCUGCUUAGUUGCUUAUAUGUAGGAAUUUGAACCGUACACCAGAAUUAACCACAUCAAUUUGCUAACCAUCAACUGAAGUCUGAGAUUCAUUGGGAGAAAAAUGUUUUUUAGUGGACAACUUGAAACAUCUACAAACCUACCCAAAGUCGCAGCUACUCAGCGCUGGAGCUGGGAUUCUAAUGCAGGCAGCCAGCUCAAUUUCCGUGGUUUGUUUUUUUCAGUAUACCGUGCAGUACUGUGAAUCAAAGCAUAUAUUUUUAAGCAGGAAUAAAAUGCCCGUUAACAAACUGGUUUAAACUGAAACGCAACUGAUACAUAUUUACUAAAACUACGGAAUCAGAACCACCGGGAAAUAAUGAGAACCGUGUGUCAGUGUCGUUUGUCACCUGUGACAAAUGCACCCACUGCUGGGUGGUGUACGGCGUCGGGGGGUGGGGCUGGGGGUAUCGGGGAAAUCUGUACCUUCUGCUUGGUUUCUCCCUAACCCUAAAUCUCCCCUUAAAAACAGCCUGUAAAAUAAGUCCCAGGAAUUCCGUGUACACUUAUCCCGUUAGAGUUCCAGCCUAUUCGUGCCUUUCUCCCUUUGAUACCUGUCUGCUGUAAACUCCAUUUGAAAAGUACCCCACUGACCAUGCAUGAAAUCAGCUAGUCUGCAUGGCCCCUUUGUUCAUUAUUAUUCAUAGCCUCUCUCAUCGAGGAAUGGGAUGGAUUCGCUACAUCUUGGAACCAUGAAGGAGACGAACAUGCCUCAACUCUGCUGCUGCUCUGAUCUUACCAAAGUGACACCUGGGCAGCGGCAGGGCCGUGGCAUACCCUCCCACACGGAAGAAAAUGCGAUGUUCUGAAUCGUGGAUUUUCGGGUUACAAUACCAGAUGGGCGAAAAUUAUCCUCCCGAGGCUAAUCAGGAAGGGGAACGGUUUGGACAGCCCAGUAGCAGUUACAAUUUUCUUUGGUGCCAAUGACAGUGCGCUAAAAGAGGAGAACCCCAAGCAGCACAUCCCCCUGGAGGAGUACGCAGCGAACCUGACGAGCAUGGUACGGUACCUGCAGUCCGCGGACGUGCCGGAGAGCAGGCUCAUCCUCAUCACUCCGCCGCCGCUCUGUGAGGCCGCGUGGGGACAGGAGUGCCUCAGGCAAGGGUGCAAAUUAAAUCGCCUCAACUCGGUCGUUGGUGAAUAUGCCAGGGCCUGCUUACAAGUAGCCCAAGACUGUGGGAUUGAUGCACUUGACCUGUGGACCCUGAUGCAGCAGGACAGUCAGGACUUUUCUUCCUAUUUGUCAGAUGGACUACAUUUAUCACCAAAAGGAAAUGAGUUUUUGUUCUCCCAUCUUUGGCCUUUGAUAGAGAAGAAAGUCUCUUCCCUGCCUUUGCUGCUCCCUUACUGGCGAGACAUCGCAGAAGCAAAACCAGCACUAAGUCUUCUGGGAGAUGGGGACCACUAGUCACAGAAAACCACGUCCAGCCGUUAGUCUACAGAACAGGAAGUCGCCAGUGCACAGAGGCCCCAAGAUAAGAGGUCAGAGAAGAUUCUUUUCUCAAGUUUCAUGACCCUGCAAUAAAAAUCACUAACAAACAUCUGCCACCAAGAUUAGUAAAAGCAUUGGAAUUUUUCAGGACAGCUUUGUACCUAGGUACAUCGUGGUUUGAUAAUAAAUAUUUAUUGAUUGA